This is a messenger RNA of Eleginops maclovinus (Patagonian blennie), 3331 nucleotides long. Its product is annotated as basic helix-loop-helix ARNT-like protein 2. Gene Ontology annotation, biological process: regulation of transcription by RNA polymerase II. Bases 150 to 2015 code for a protein of 621 amino acids. The record is from RefSeq and is a predicted model, not a curated record. Gene Ontology annotation, cellular component: aryl hydrocarbon receptor complex; nucleus; transcription regulator complex. The transcript is spliced from 17 exons. NCBI's taxonomy places the organism in Eukaryota, Metazoa, Chordata, Actinopteri, Perciformes, Eleginopidae. Gene Ontology annotation, molecular function: protein dimerization activity; RNA polymerase II cis-regulatory region sequence-specific DNA binding; DNA-binding transcription factor activity, RNA polymerase II-specific.
UGAGAGCUGUACAGCGUUCCCGAGAAGACUAGUUUCGCUCACGUUUCUGCCCCCGCCUCUCUUACAGGCGAGGGGAGGAGAACAAAUGAUGUGAAUUAUAAAAACUGCUUCUACAUCUCCACAGUAACUACUACAGCUGGUGACUCUGCAUGAGGCAGCAGCCUCCUCCGGGCGCACCGCGCACACGGGUUCUAGUCUGCGGCAUGUCGGCCGGCUUCGGCGAAUGGGCGGCGGACCGGCCAGCAGAUGUCCCUGCAGAGGAGGGCCGCGCUGGCUCAUCGCUGCCCGGCGUCGAGCUGCCCAGGAAACGGAAAGGAGAUAUGGAGGAGAGUCUGAGCGUGGACUGCAAGAUGGAUGAUGACAUCAGCAGAUCUGAAGAAGAGGAUCAGCAUGUCAAAAUAAAAAGCUUCAGGGAACCCCACCGACAGAUAGAGAAGCGGCGGAGGGACAAGAUGAACAACCUGAUAGACGAGCUGUUGGCCGUGAUCCCCGCCUGUCAGCCCAUGGCGCAGAAGCCGGACAAACUGACUGUGCUGCGGAAAGCUGUGCAACACCUGAAAGCCCUCAAAGUCGGGACCAGCAGCAUAUUUGCAGACACAACCAACAGGCCCUCCAUCCUACCCCAGGACGACCUCAGCCACCUUCUGCUCAGGCAGGCUGAAGACGGUUUCAUGUUAGUAGUAAGCUGUGACCGGGCUAAAAUCCUCUUCAUCUCCGAGUCUGUCUGCAAGAUCCUCAACUUCAGCCAGUUGGAGCUGACUGGGCGGAGCCUGUUCGAUUUCCUUCAUCCCAAAGACAUCAACAAGGUGAAGGAACAGCUGUCGUCUUGGGUGUCUCCACGGCAACACAUCAUCGAUGCUGCUACUGGGGUUCAGGUCCAGACGGAUGUCCACGUGAAGCCGACCCACUUGUCCUCUGGAGCGCGGAGAUCCUUCUUCUGCCGGAUGAAGCACAGCCGGGUGGCGGGGAAGAAAGAGGACAAACACUUGCUGCCCUGUACUGCAAAAAAAAAAGACACCUACAGAUACUGUCCCCUGCACUGCACUGGAUACAUGCGGAGCUGGCCCAGCAGCCAGCUGGAUUCGGAGGGAGAUGCUGAGAAGGAGACACCAAGCCUGAGCUGCCUGGUGAUGCUUUGUCGCCUCCUCCCCCACGGCUCCCCCCAGCCUCCCAAAGACAUCAAUGCUAAGCCCUCUGCAUUCGUCACCCGCUAUUCCAUCGACGGCAAGUUCACUUUUGUAGAACAACUAGCCACGACAGUCAUCGGUUAUCUGCCGCAGGAAGUCCUCGGCACGUCGUGUUACGAGUACUUCCAUCAGGAUGACCUGCAGCACCUAGCAGAGAAACACAGGCAAGUUCUUAGAAGCAAAGAGAAGAUUGAGACGCAGUGCUACAAGUUCAAAACGAAAAGCGGCUCCUAUGUUUCCCUCCAAAGUCAGUGGUUUAGCUUCACAAACCCGUGGACCAAAGAAGUUGAGUUUGUCGUGUCUUCAAACAGGGUUAUGUCCAGGGGGCCCGGUCACAUAAAAGAUGAGGAGGCAGGCCGCCUGAAUGCUCUGCAAGAGGAGUCAAAGCAAAUACCCAUAAUUCCUAGCCUUUCCAAUGGUGUGGGCACAAUGAUCUAUGCAGGCAGCAUAGGGAGCCAAAUUGCAAAUGACCUCAUCGACUCGUACAGGAUGAACUCCUCUCCAUCCAGCGGAGCUUCCAGUUCGUUUCUCUCAGCCAAUGAGAAAUGUCCCCUGGUGUCUCCACCAACCAGCACCAGUGCAUCCAGCGGAGGGGGGGCAGCGAGCAGCUCAUCACAGCCUGACUCCAGGACAGCAGCUGGCGCCAGCAGUGCAACAUCUGACAGCUCAGGCGAGGUGUCCCAGCUGGCCCUGGACGGCAUGGUGGUGCCGGCGCUCAGCAACUUCAGCAACGACGAGGCAGCAAUGGCCGUCAUCAUGAGCCUCCUGGAGACGGAGGUAAACGUGGGUCAAUCCGGGGACUUUGAGGACUUACACUGGCCCUUCUAAAGGGUGCACAGACUUUAAACUCUUACGAGCUGGGUGGCCGUUUCCUGCUGUGAACCUUCAGUUUAUUCUGCACCUGACCCAGAUGGCCUUUCAGUUGACCCGCUGGAAUUGUACCAAAGACUGCACCAUGUACUCACAAGAGUUAAUGGGAUUUAUUGUUACUGUAAUUACCUUGCUUUGUCUCUUGCCUGAAUGUGAGGUUCAAGUGUCCCGGAGCUUGUGGAGAUUUAGUGUCUUCAGGGACAUUUCAUUGUCCUCAGGAGGGUUCGAGCCCAAUGAGUGAUGAAGGUCUGGAGGAGGAUCCCACUCCUGCCAUGUGCGGUGCUGCUAGAGAAACUCCUGUAAUGCACAUCUUUCUUUUCUUAAGUAUUUAAUAUUAAAUGUGCACUAAAGGGCUAUUCUUUUACUGUGUUCAUCACAUUAAUCCACCGUAACUGAACUCCUGAUAAAAUAUGAAAAGUCCCCCGUCUUAACAAGGACAAGCUAACCUGUUUUAGACCAGAGGUUAUUACUCUCUUUUAUACCCUUUCUUCUAAACCUAUUUUGAAAACACUGCACAAAGUACGAACAAACUGAUUUAUUUCCGAAAUUCCACAACAGCCUGUAAAAGAAAAGAAGAAAUUAGUACAGCCCACUUUGAAUCAUCUGUCACGCUAGUCUGGAUCAGUUCACAUGUUUGGUGUUCUUUCUUUCUUUUGGUCUCAUUCUGAAAUCAAACGGAAACUUAUGAGUGCUGAGGCACAGCAGAGAGACACAUGUUCAGUCCCCCACUAGCAACAAAAAGGCCUGAAUGUAGCCACAACACAGCUAAGGGUCUGAGCAAGCGCUUUGGCUAUUUAUUUUCUUAUGACCUAUUUUCAGAAUAACCCGCUUAAUGCCAUUCAUCUGGGUUGAGCAUGCUAAAGAACAUUACAUUUUACUUGAUCCCAGAAUGAAUGAGUUAUGUAAGUGGGGAUUUUACUUUUAUACUUGCCUUCACACUGCACUUGUAAACUGUGGGUUCAUCACUUGAUAUUGAAAGCAUAUUAUGGUUGUGUUGACUUGAACCCAUGAUUAUUCCGACACAUUUUAGUUUUAAAUCAACCGUUAUGUGCACUCUUGGGCUUUAUAAGCAAAACUGUUCGACAGUAUUUGCUGUUUCCAUCAAGUUCCUUUUGAAAUGGACACUCACAGUAGGCUUAUUGAACAUGCCCAGCUAUCACAGGACAACAUGUCUGAUAUGUGUAUGUGCAAAUUGUGUUUUUUGUAUCAGCUGUAAUAAGGAAUGAAGGUAUUUGAAAGUAAAGGGUUUUUUUAAAUAAAUUGUCUGAACUCUG